AUGUCGAUGAGUGAUCUGUAUCGGCCGCGUCAAUCCUCGUUGGGCGGUGCUGUGGGUAGCAGAGCAUCCGCAGUUCUCGGCCCAUUGGGCUUGUGGAAACCGAAACAACGCGUUCGCUAUCACAAUGAAAUGCCAGGCGAAGUGCAAAACAAAAAUCAAGCGGCCAACAAUAGUGAUUACUUUUACAAAACCGUCGACAUAAAACCAAUAUCCUCGCUCUCUAUACCAACGAUCGUCGCUACACCCUCCUACAAUCAGUCGACACAAUCGAAACGUCUCGCGCGCACACCUUGCGACCAGUGCGGCUACCAUAACGUGCCGAUCAUGGCACACCCCAUCUCACCGUUAGUGCGUUCACAAACAAAUCUGGAGCUUGUCAGCACGGGCAAUGCGCGACAGGCGCUACUACCAGCCAUUGAGUUUACCAGCCAUGGUGGUGGCGCUGAGAAAAACGAUAAACUAGAGAAGCACUCGAAUGGCAUACCACCGACGAACAGCAAUAGUACGAGUAUACAAACUUUGCAAAUAUCACGACGUCCAUCGUUGCUGCUGCAGGAUAUCUUGGCACGGCGACCAUCGGCGCUGUUUCGCGGCAAGAAUGGCAAGGAGGCGAAUGGUCACGCGUCGAAAAGUCCUUUCGGUCGGUCACUUGCGGACACCGCCGCCACCUCUAUGGUCACAAUCAACGCACAUGGAGAUGGAGACGAUCGCCACUUUGCUGCGAAGCAAAUGAAGGUCAAAAAUCGGCGCAAAGGCAAUGACGCUUUGAGUGCUGCACUUUCGGCAUUUUAUUGUAAAAUACUAGUUUUGGUGGGCGUAUGUUUGCCCAUUACCGAAGUGAUAUCAAAACAAAUACCCAAUUAUGUAUACCAGGGCUUCUAUGUUUAUUUGUAUAUGGGAAGCAUACUUUUUGUUGCCUUCCUUUAUGCAACGACCUUGCGGAAUCGUACGCUCUUCAAUGCCUUGAAAACUUUUCAUGAGGAAACUCAAAAUAUACAUUUGAAACACAAGGUCACACAUUUCGGCAGUUUUUAUCUGCGCGUCGGCGCCAUUGCUUUUGCCAUCGGCACUAUGGUGUAUUCGGGUUUGGAAUUCGGUCAGUAUUUUGAAUUGAACGGCAAGGCCGGUUGUGGUGAUGUCUUUAUUGCAAUUACACCGAUUUGUCGCAUGCUGCUCGCCAUCGUGCAAAUACAGUUUAUCUUCCUCAAUACAACCUAUUUGGAUAUGGCACGUCACAAAGUCAUCUGUCGUUUUGGCCUAAUGCACAUGGUUGCCACCAAUCUGUGCGAGUGGUUGUAUGUGUUAGUUGAGGAGACGAAACAUGAAAUCUUUCACAUUGGCCACCACGAAAGCGAUGCAACUGAGGCGCUAUUCCCAACCGAGGCUCACGGGACUACCGAUUGGAGUGAUGAAUCUCUAACACAUACACAGCAUAUUACGGACAGCAUGAAUAAUACGAUCGCCACAACCAUACAGAAUGUACUCACAAAUGUGACGAUAGCAUCAGCGGGGAACACAUCAACGCAAGUGUCGGUCGGUUGUUCACGCACCAACAUUAUGGGCGCAUUGGUGCAGGAAGUGGCGCCAUUCCUCUUCCCCUGUACCAUCGAGUAUUCACUCAUCUGUGCCGUUAUACUUUAUGAGAUGUGGAAGACAGUGCGCUCCAUUCCGGAUAUCGAUCGAUCUAGAAAGAGUUCGAUAAAACCGGCACAUCAGAAACCGGCAAAUCAUUUCUCCGUAGAUUGUUCACAGUCGCAUAAGGGGCUCUUCUUCGGUAUAAUUAUGAUUGUAAUGACGAUUAUAUCGAUGAUCAUGUACUUUGUGCUGUACACACAACCCGGCUAUGAAUUGGUUGCAACGCAAGAGGUCACCAUUUGGGAAAUAAUUACGUACUUUAUUUGCACAGCGGCCAUAAUUGCUGGUCUCAUAUUGAUACGCGAUCUGAAAUAUGUGCAAAACUCCAGCGAUGAUCAUCACUCAAUGGAACUGGACAAUCAAUUGCUGAUUGUGGCGCAGACUGGUGUUUAUCUCUAUGGCAUGUUUAGCAUUUUGGGCAGCUACUUCUCCAAAUGGGAUGCGGUGCCGGAUCGUAUAGAGGGCAUUGUUGCUGAGAUCCUUGGUUUGGCAGAGACCUCACUACAGACCAUGUUCAUACUCCAUGCAAGCCAUCGUCGCUGUAAAGGCGCCAAACAGGCACGCCGCAAGCCGGGUCGCGAAAUUGUUACAUUUUUGCUUAUAGUAAAUAUUGCAAUUUGGUUUAUCAACACUCUGAUCAAAGGACGUGCAGUUUUUCGCGAAACAAAUCUGGUAUUCUUUGGUGUUUGGGGUUGGACUAUCAUCACACACAUAUCUAUGCCACUGGCUAUAUUUUACCGUUUUCACUCGACAAUAUGCCUUUUCGAAGUGUGGAAAAUCACUUACAAAGCUAAGACACAUUGAAGGAAAUAACUUUUUCUUUUAGCUGAUUCGCAAUACAUUCGACAAAAUUGAACCUAAUAGGUUCAAGAAGCACAUUUAAUUGUAAUUUUUUAAUUAGUUAUAUCUAUUUAUGUUCAUAAUUAUUUUUAUGAUUAGUCAAAGCAUGCAGAAUUAUAGUAAAUUAAGCAUUUUUCCUUUGAGCCAGUAUUUUUCUAUAGAACAAUGUAUUAUUAUAGAUAUGUAUGUACCCAUGUAUUUGACAUAAUUGUAGAUAUCAUAAGUCAUAAGAAAGUAUACAGAGUGUUUUUUUA
This is a messenger RNA of Bactrocera tryoni, 2729 nucleotides long. Its product is annotated as proton channel OtopLc. The record is from RefSeq and is a predicted model, not a curated record. Gene Ontology annotation, cellular component: membrane. Bases 1 to 2439 code for a protein of 812 amino acids. The transcript is spliced from 7 exons. Lineage: Eukaryota; Metazoa; Arthropoda; Insecta; Diptera; Tephritidae. Gene Ontology annotation, molecular function: proton channel activity. Gene Ontology annotation, biological process: proton transmembrane transport.